Molecule: messenger RNA, 1470 nt
Organism: Sclerotinia trifoliorum
Lineage: Eukaryota; Fungi; Ascomycota; Leotiomycetes; Helotiales; Sclerotiniaceae
Source: the annotation of a GenBank genome assembly
UCUCCUUCAUUCUUCUUUGUUCGCUGGAAUGAUUGGAGCUGCAUCACAUAGUGUCUCCUGGAUUAUUCAAGCGCUUUGCAUUUGAUAUUCUUUUCACUACUACUAAGUUUGAGAUGUGAUCCAAAUAUUUUCUUUCCAAAAACAGGUCGGGUACAAAGUGGGAACAAUAUGUCUUCGAGGCCUUUUAAGCAUCGAGUUCCUUGGAUAUGCAAAUAUCUAUCAAAAUUCACCACCAGUUAUCAACACAUAUCCAUCGCAACUACGACUAUCAAUUCGAUAAGAGUUUCAGUUGAUAGCAUACUUCAUCACUUUCAAGAUGCCACCACAGUUAACACGAGUGAGUGUCGAUUCUCUUCCAGCGGAUCAACGCACAUGCCCCAUUUGUCAAGAAACCCUUGGUGGACGUGAAGGCGGAGAACCAGUCAAAACAGAAUGCAAUCACUAUUUCGAUCGUAACUGUAUUCAACAGUGGCUUGAUGGAGAUAAGUCAACCUGUCCCGUCUGUCGCAAAGAAAUUCGUAAUACAGGAGGUGGCUUGUCUGAUCGUCUCAGAAACAUCAACAGGAGUGUCCAUCGUGCUAGAGAAAGAGCUAUCGAAGAAAGGGAACAGAUGGCACAGGCUCAAGCAGAUUAUGGCGGUGCUAAUGAUUAUCCUAGUUCUGAUGCUAACGGUGGUGAUUCGGAUGAUGAGCCUCAUUUGUGGAUGGAGUAUGAACCAAUGUCCCCAUCUUCGCCUGGAAACUUCAAUACUCCAAGGCCGGCGCCAAGAAACGACCCACCACCACCACCGAGAAGAAGCUAUUCAACCCCACCCCGCCGAAACUAUUCCCCGCCAAGGCAACGUUACCAGGAAUCUCGACCUUCCAUCUCAGACUCUAACAUGGAACGCGUAGUCAACAACUACUCCUCCACACUCAACUACAUCGAGCGCCUCGACCACAACAUCAUAUCGCAAGCUCAGCGAUCCUACCACGCCAACGAACGACACCACGCUGCCGAACGCCAAAUCCAAGCCGCUUUCACACAACUCCGAGCAGCAGCUGAAUCCAGAGAUUUCUAUGCUAUAGAACAUGCGCUUGUGAUGCAAGAUUCCGUAACGCCUUUAUUGAAUGAAGCGUAUGCAGUGCUUCAGAGGGAAGGUUUACCGCUUGUGGAAAUGAUUGAGCAGAGGGAGCGGGCGGAUGAGAGGUUAACGCGUGCGAGGGAGGAUUUUGCGGCGGUGAGAGAUCGGUUUAUGAUGAGGGUUAGGGAUGCGGUGGAUGUAGGUCGGAGGGGAGGCGGUGGGGCAAGAGAAAUGGGAAGAGAAAGAGCGAGACGGCCAGAAAGAAGACAGGAGUACUGGCAGAAGAAUGAUGAUGAAGAUGAAUGGGAACCUUAUGAUCCUGCGGCUUGGCAGGGCAUUGAGUAGAUCUUAGGAUCUUGAAUAUAACUGUUGGGAAUGGUGUAUACCGAAACAUUCUGAUCAACGGA